This is a messenger RNA of Cutaneotrichosporon cavernicola, 819 nucleotides long. RefSeq lists its product as uncharacterized. The record is from RefSeq and is a predicted model, not a curated record. Bases 1 to 819 code for a protein of 272 amino acids. Lineage: Eukaryota; Fungi; Basidiomycota; Tremellomycetes; Trichosporonales; Trichosporonaceae. The transcript has 3 exons.
AUGUACAACCGCGGAGCACCCAAGCAGCUCACUGCCAAUCGCGCGUCGUCCAGCACGCGCUGCCAGAAAUGCCUCAAGACCGGCCACUUCACCUACGAAUGCACCGGUUCGCGACCGUACGUCGCCCGUCCGUCGCGCACGAAACAGCUGCGUACCGGUGCUGGCCUCCCCGCAGGAGGGGGUAGGGACAAGCCCUCAGUCGAACUGCCGGAGGAGUUCCGAUCCCGUGACGGUCUGGCGGACCGUAUCCUGAAGGCGAAGGAAGAGGAGCGUGCCCGCCUGCGCGCACAGGAAGAGCGUGAGGCGCGGCGGGCAGCCAGGCGGGCCAAGCGGAGACACAGUAGCCCCAGCGACAGCGACAGCGACAGCGACGACGAACCCCGCCGACGAAGGAGGCGGUAUACUUCGGGGAGCGAGGAGCGUGGGCGCUCCGUGUCACGUACGCCUUCCAUUCGUCAUCGCUCGCCGGAACCGACCCGCGGGAGAGAGGAACGCACACCGCGCGGAAAGUAUCCGUCCGACGAUGAGGGCGAGAGAAGGCGAUCCUCGGGCGAUGAGGGUCCAAGCCGGCGUGAUGACUCGCUGUCUCGGCGUCGGCGACGUGACUCUGUGUCGAUGUCGCCGGGGCGCGGACGCGACUCGCGCUCGCCUCCUCUUCGCCGUCGUGACUCGCCGUCUCCGUCACCCCGCCGCCACGACUCGCGCUCACCUCCCCCUCGUCGGAGGUACUCUGAUUCGCUCUCGCCCUCACCUCCCCCUCGUCGGAGGUACUCUGGUUCGCCCUCACCCUUACCAUCCGCACGCGAUCCUCGCGACUAG